CAGACGUCUGACAAAUUACCGCGGAUGACAGAAUGAGUGCUUACUAGUAACAGCGUCGUUCGCUUCAUGAGGAAAUUAAUUUCUAGUGGCUGGCUAAAACGCAUCACAUUCUUUAAGUAAUGGAAACCGAUUUAAUCCUGAACCGCCAAAUGCAAAGACUAAGAAGAGAUGAGCAACAAUAGCUAUUUGUCAGAUAAGUAUCUUUCUUCUCUCUUUUAUCAUGGUUUAUGAAAUGUUGUGAGAAUUGCUAACACUUGCUUGCACUAGACUUGCCAAGGAGUAGAAAAAUUCCGAGCAUACGUUAAGCGAGAUUUAGGUAAGUGAGCGAUAUGAAUUAAUUGCGCAUGCGCGUGUCACCUAUCGUUGAUCAUUAUCGUCACCAGGCCUACGCGUUUUUUAAUACCGUUAACACGAAAUCGGUGGCUUUCACAUUUAAAAUUUCUUGUGGGUUUUGUGCUGCAUUUCGCUCUUGAAAGACUCGCUUUCAAGACAAACAUGCAAAAGCGUCGGGGUAAACAAUCUUGAAAGACCCGCUUUCAAGAAACAUUUUUUCACUACACUCUGCAAUACAUCGAAGUUAAGCAUUGAGGGGAAGACGCUUGAAAGAUAAUGCGCUUUCAAGACAUUUGUAGUCUCUUCCCCUCGCCUCAUCCGAAACGAACGGCGCACAGCGUAUGCCGGGAAUAUUACGCUGCAGCUCUUGAAAGACAGUUCAGCUUUCAAGACAUGGUGAAUUGUGACCAAUUAUCUUCCGCUAAAUUACUAGCUGCCAUCAUAAAGUUGAAAUUACAGAGAGCUUCAAGAUCUUUGCUGUCGAAUUUUAACCAGAAUUGGCCGCGAAUUUUUUUACCGAUAUCGUCAUCAGAGAAAAUAGGUUUUGUACUCGCAAGCUAAAAGUUAACCAACCAAAGGCGGCAUGAGGUUUUUCGUGCGAACUUUGUAAGCUGUCGAUUUUCUGCAUUUUAAUUAUAAAGAUACUCUCAAAGCAUAUGAUUACACUGUUUUCCUUUUGAGAAUAACCUCGCUAUAUAAUAAGUAAUUUAUUUUACAAAUAUGAGCAACCGAGACCAAGUUAUAUUAAAUAAAUAAGAACAAUAUGACUUACAUGAAGUAUGUUUCCGUUUUAGUUGUCAUAGUCCCAGGGCGCAAUACAACACUUGUCGUCAAUGUAACCGAGGGCGAAGACCUCACUGUAAACUGCUCCAUUGAAACGAAUACGCCCUCAUGGUCACGGCGAGACGGAGAGGUGGUGCAAACCAAAACCAGGAUAAUUGAUGGAGUCUUACUCCGCAUAGAAAAUGUGUCGAUCGCUGAUACUGGGGUGUACGAGUGCAGAAAUGGGAAAGAUCAGCACACAAUCUGGAUCCAAGUUUUAGUUAAACUAGAGGUGGAGAUGGAACUGGUGGUUGAGAAUUACGUGUUCACAGAGGAGUUGAAGAACAAAUCAUCCCCCGUUUACAAGGAAACCGAGAAAAAUUUUACUACUGAGAUGGAUAAUGUGCACAGAGGAGUAACUCCAGGCUACGUGAGAACGGACGUUUUAGGUUUUAAAAAAGGAAGCGUUAAGGUCGAUUUCAAGAUCGUUAUUGUUCUGGUGACCAAUGAUCCCGAAAACGCCACGGAUCUGCCAGACGUGAAGGCCGAAGCUGCUCAGAGGGUUGUUGUGAGAGCAAAGACUGGGGUAGUGGAGAGGCUAAAAGUGAAGCAAGUCAUAGUUAAAACUGUUCCUUUAGAACCUGGAAAUGUGGAGAUCUUUGGAAUAGAUUCGGACGAGUUAAGCGUUCGAUGGAAUCCUUCUGAAGACGCUGAUUCGUUUCAGAUUCAAAAGUACGUGGUCCAACACAGAAAAUUCGAAGAGAAACUCUACACCAAUACCUCUCAACCCGCUUCAGAUGACAAGACACAAUACACUAUCAGAAUUCAACCGCUGGAGCCUGAAACGACUUACAUGAUACGAGUUGGUGCCGUGAACCAAUAUGGCGACAAUUUCAACGACGAAACUGCUCAUAAAACUGACGUUACACCUUUCGCAUGGUGGAUCAUCGUUGUCGUAGUGUUAGUAAUUCUUCUUGUUCUCGUCAUACUUGUGGUAUUGAUUGUGUACAAACGCAAAAAAGACCGGAAGAGAGAAGUGCAACAACAAGGAUCUCGUUUUGAUGCACUUGAACUUGAGUCUCCGACGCAUGAAGUUGCCGGAUAUGAAAGUAAGAAUGUCAAAGGAUUGGUAUAUUCAUACUCAAACGAUGCUUACAAGCCGUCCGAAGUAUCUUGGGACGAAAUUCCAUACAAGGACCUGAAGCUACUAGAUGAGCUUGGCUCAGGAGCAUUCGGUGUCGUGUACAAAGGAGAGUAUUUACAAGAAAGUGGGAAUGUAUUGCCUUGCGCAGUGAAGUCGCUGAAACCUUCUGCAUCAAGAGAAGAAGUCCGUGACUUGUACAACGAGCUGGAAAUAAUGGGCAAUGUGGGUUAUCAUCCAAACCUUGUUAACUUGAUUGGAGCUUGCACAGAAGAUGGUCACCUACUCGUUGUCUUAGAGAUCGCAGAAAAUGGCAGCUUGAUAGAGUUCUUGAAAAAAUCUCGACAAACGGACCAAAGCUAUGAGAUCGUUAAAAGCGGGCUAACAGAAGAAAUGAAAACUGGAAUAGCCACUGACGUUGCAAGAGGAAUGGCUCAUCUAGCGAAGUGUAGAUGUAUUCACCGAGAUCUUGCAGCAAGGAAUGUGUUACUUGGAAAAGACUACGUCGCCAAGGUGUCUGAUUAUGGAAUGGCCCGGGAUGUUUAUGAGGAAUUGAUGUAUAAAAAGGAAACUCAGGGUAAACUUCCCGUAAAAUGGAUGGCUAUUGAAUCCUUACAAACGUACAUUUUCACGAUUGAGUCAGAUGUAUGGUCGUAUGGCGUGCUGCUCUGGGAGAUAGAGUCAGGAGGUCUUAAACCUUAUGCUGGUCUUAGUACUCAAGAGCUGAUUGCGGAGUUAAAGAAAGGCUAUCGGUUGGAAAAGCCCGAUGGAUGCUCAGAGGAAAUGUACCAGGUUAUGAGAUCCUGUUGGAACCCAAAUCCAAGCGCAAGACCAACUUUUGAUCAACUGCGUAUUCAACUGGAGAGCAAAAUCGUGACCUGAUUACUCCGUUCACGAACCAUGAAGGAGCACCUCGCUCUAGUCUUUACAGAGAAGACUAUUUUAAGUAGCACCCUUUUGCACAAAUGAUUGAAGGUUUCCAAUUUUUCUUUAUCUAAAGUUGGGACCGCAAUAAAAUAAAGCUUCUUUUAAGUUUGCUAUGCAGAGCGGUUUUUAUAUGAGUGUCGGAAAUUAGUCGUGUUUGCUUUGGUUUUGUUUUGAACAAUCCACUAAGUGCUUGGCUUAAAAAGUCCUUCACCAUUUUGUCAUCCAAUCAGAAGAAAACCUAAUAAUCGUCGCGACUGGCCCGCACCCGUUUUCCAGCGCUGGUCCCCUACAUGCAUUUGCUUUGAGUUUGAACUGGAUCAUUGUGUUUCUUUGUGUAAUUUCUGAUUAGCUAGACUGAUUACUUCGGUUUUGGUUAUACAACACUCAAUAAAAACUACUCUAAUUGGUAGAAUGAAUCAUCAAUCAGCGUUAAUAUAAUUGCUUAUGCUCUUUGCGUCAGCUACAUGUAAUUACUUCGAGUUUUGAUUGGCUCACUGUAUCGUCUGUGUCCUUUGUGACUGGCCAGAGUGAUUACUAUGGUUUUGGUUUUACGACACUCAAUUGAAAACCGCUCAAACCGACGUUAAGACGAUUGCUUAUAGCUAAACCAAAGUUAAUAUGAUCGUUUAUUUAACAAAUAAAGAAGCCUAAGCCGUGUAUUACACUGUGAUAAAACGCGACGGGCAUUUCUCGAGUGUUCUCAAAUGUCCGGAGUUUUUUAUCGCAGUAUAAUACUCGGCUCAGGCUUCUUCGUUUGCUUUAUGAAAUAGAUUUUGCUCGCGAAAAACAAUAAAACACGCUUUUUCUAUGUUUUAUACUUUGAUAAAACAUGGGUUUUUGACCAAUCAGAGCGCGGGCAGGGUCCUAGCUAUAUUAUAAACUUAGGUAAUGAGCUGGCUAUUGGGCAGUACAGUCGAUAUUCAUUAGGAACCACUUUGAUUCGUACAUCGAUCCUGAUAAAGUCGGCCAGUUGUGUUUGUAUAGUAUUAGCAAGUUUAAGUCAGAGACUACAAUACAUGCACGCCGAAAUAGUCGACGUCCGCAGAAAAAUAUACCUGCACAGCUAAAUAGAGCCAUUUUAAAAGGUAACAAAGUUACUCACUGAUGGACCGAAUUGUGAAAGAGCUAUUUAAAAAAAAGAAAUAAAAAUACUAAUAAUCAGUUGUCAGACAACCAACUUAUAAAUAAUUUACCACAGCUCUAGAUAAAUGAUUGUGUAUUUAUAUGCAAUUACAGUAAAAGUCUAGGUAGGUAAAUUAUCAUUUAUUUGUUUAAUAAAAUUAUGCACAAUUGAAGAACAUUA
Orbicella faveolata is the source of this 4466-nucleotide messenger RNA. RefSeq names its product angiopoietin-1 receptor-like. Gene Ontology annotation, molecular function: protein binding; transmembrane receptor protein tyrosine kinase activity; ATP binding. Gene Ontology annotation, biological process: positive regulation of kinase activity; multicellular organism development; cell surface receptor protein tyrosine kinase signaling pathway. Gene Ontology annotation, cellular component: plasma membrane; signaling receptor complex. Lineage: Eukaryota; Metazoa; Cnidaria; Anthozoa; Scleractinia; Merulinidae. The record is from RefSeq and is a predicted model, not a curated record.